Molecule: messenger RNA, 1360 nt
Organism: Tuber melanosporum (Perigord truffle)
Lineage: Eukaryota; Fungi; Ascomycota; Pezizomycetes; Pezizales; Tuberaceae
Exons: 1
Coding region: 35-1360 (441 amino acids)
Biological process (GO): ribosome biogenesis
Cellular component (GO): preribosome, large subunit precursor
Molecular function (GO): protein binding
Source: RefSeq, a predicted model, not a curated record
UAAAAAAUCAUUUUUCACUCCACCACAGUCUACAAUGACUUCGGCGGAAGAUUCGCCAAUGGGUGGAACUGACCCCCAAUCUACACAUCAGAUUCAAGUUAAAUUCACAACUAGACAUCCUGAAAUCGCUGUACCGACUGCGCCGAUUCUCGUCCCUGCAAAUCUAAAACGCUAUGGGCUGUCGCAGAUUAUCAAUCAUUUACUUGAUACCUCUACCGCCACGCCGUUUGAAUUCUUGAUUAAUGGCAGCUUUCUGAGAACCUCCAUUGAGAAAUAUCUUUCCGACAAUGGUCUUUCAUCAGAAUCAGUUCUCACCCUCGAGUACGUCCGCGCUAUCCUCCCACCAAAGUUCCAAGCAGCCUUCCAGCACGAUGAUUGGGUUUCUUCGGUUUCUGUCGAGGGGGAGAACAGACGAAUAUUAUCCGGCUCGUAUGACGGGAUUGUGAGAGUCUGGAAUGAGAGCGCGCAGUGUCUGUACACUGGUGUCGGCCACACCGACGCUGUCAAGACUACGAAAUGGAUGUCUGCUACGAAAAUAGUUUCCGCCGGUAUGGACCGGGGACUUAGGAUAUGGGAGGUUGAUGGGGAAUACAUUGGGGAGAUAUCUGAGGUUUCUGCUUUGGCAGAGUUUGUGGGUCAUAGAAGUACGGUGGAAAAAAUUAGCGUGGAUUCUAGCUCUGGCAGAGUACUGUCUGCCGGAAUGGAUUCGCUGGUUGGGCUUUGGACAACAAAUAUAUCCGAGGCCCCUAAAGCGCCAAAGGAAGCUCCGGUGCCGAAGGCAAAAAGGAGAAAGGAAUCCUCAGCAGGCCCACCCCGCUAUGGAUCUUUACGGAUGUUAGAAGGUCACACAUCCCCGGUCUCGGGCGUCGCUUUUGACCCUAAAGAUUCGACAGUCGGAUAUUCCGUCUCCUGGGACCACACCAUCCGCACUUGGGAUCUUGCCACGUGCUCUCUGGCCGAUUCAAGGACGACGCAACACCCGUUAUUAUCAGUCUGUGUGCUGCCCACCCUAUCCUUACUUGCUUGUGGAAGCUCUGCUCGUCACAUCACCCUACACGACCCAAGAGUUUCUGCUUCAACAGUUACUACCAGCACCUUACGUGGGCAUACGAAUGCUGUUGUCGCAUUGAGCCCCAACAAGAAUAGUGAAUGGCAGAUGGUUUCCGCAAGCCAUGAUGGAACACUGAGGAUUUGGGAUGUUCGAGCAACUGAGAGUGGGAGCAUAUGGACAAUAAAGAGGGAAGGGGAAGGACUUAGUGGGAAGGAAAAGGUUUUUGAUGUUGAAUGGAGCAGUUUGGGUAUUGUUAGUGGUGGAGAGGAUAAGAGGGUUCAAAUUGAUGAGUCGCCUAAAGGCGAAUAG